Molecule: messenger RNA, 1936 nt
Organism: Columba livia (rock pigeon)
Lineage: Eukaryota; Metazoa; Chordata; Aves; Columbiformes; Columbidae
Gene: ADI1
Product: acireductone dioxygenase 1
Exons: 4
Coding region: 72-614 (180 amino acids)
Molecular function (GO): acireductone dioxygenase [iron(II)-requiring] activity
Source: RefSeq, a predicted model, not a curated record
CUCCCGGGCCCUGCCCCGGCCCCUCCACCCCGCCGGGGCGGGCCGCUCCGCCCAGCCCGGCCCAGCGAAGCAUGGUGGAGGCCUGGUACAUGGACGAGUCCCCAGAGGACCAGCGGGCGCCCCAUCGCCUGCAGCCCAACUGCCCGGUCAGCCUGGAGCAGCUGCGCCGCCUCGGCGUCGUCUACCGCAAGCUGGAUGCAGAUAACUAUGAGACUGAUCCCUAUCUGAAAGAGAUUCGGCAAGCAGAAAAUUAUUCUUGGAUGGAUAUAGUAACCAUACAUAAAGACAAGCUUCCAAAUUAUGAGGAAAAGAUAAAAACAUUUUAUGAAGAACAUUUACACCUAGACGACGAAAUUCGCUACAUCUUAGAUGGAUCUGGCUAUUUUGAUGUUCGAGACAAGGAUGACAAAUGGAUCCGGAUUUCCAUGGAAAAAGGAGACAUGAUAACCCUCCCUGCUGGCAUAUAUCACCGAUUUACGCUGGAUGAGAAUAAUUACGUGAAGGCAAUGAGACUCUUUGUUGGAGAACCUGUCUGGACACCAUACAACAGGCCGGCUGAUGAUUUCCCUGCUCGGAAACAAUACCUGAAGCUUUUGGCUGCAGAAGCACAGUAAUGGUGCCUGAGACCUGACAGGUGGAACAGCCUGAAGCCCUGUCAGAAUUAAUGUGACUGGUGGCUUUUCACUAAUUAGACUUAUAUUUACAUAUACACUUAAAAUCGCAGAAUCAUAGAAAAAUUUAGGUUGAAAGGUCAUUUGGAGGUAAUCUAGUCCAACCUCCUGCAAAGUACCACGCCAACUUCAAAGCUAGACCAAGUUGCUCAAGACUUGAAGGUUUGGAAACCUCCAGUGGUAGACCGAGGUUCCACAGCCUGUCUGAGCACAGGGUCCAGCGCAUAUCUGCUCUUGUGGACAAGCACUUGUUCUUCAUGGCCAACUCCCUGCUUGCAGUUUGCGAUUGUUGUUUCUUGCCCUUUGGUUGAAUGCCUGAGAACAGCCUGACUGUCUUCUCCACAGUCUCUUCUGUAAUGGGAAGCUGUAGUUAGGUCUCCUCUCAGCCUUCUCCAGGACAGACAAAACCAGUGCUGGACCUGCUGCACUCUGAGUUAUUAAGAGAGCUGUUCAACAUGCUUUGCCCUAAUUUUGACUACUGGGGAAUGCCACAUGAAUGCCACCUGACUUGAACCACUGAUUGUUUUGGGCCUGAUGGUCGAGAAGUUUUUCACCCACAUUGUAGUUCAUAUUCUCAGUCCAGCUACAAGGCUGUGGCAGGACACGCUGUCCGAAGCCUUGCUGUGGUCAUGGUGAAUGUCAUCCACUGUGUCCCCUCUGCCACCAAGCCAGUCCUGGCCUCUUGGGUGGCAAUCAGGAUGGUUAAGCAGAACGUGCCCUUGGUAAAUUGGCAUUGACUGGUUGUUCCCUGUCACCUGGUAUUUCACGUGCCUCUAACAGUUUCCACAGAGGCUUAUUUUGUAAUUUUCCUGGGGACUGAAUUGAGGCUGACCAGCCUGUAGUUCCCCAGAUCCUUUGUCUUGCCUUUUUCCAGUAAAAAGGGCUUCCCUGGUCACUGUGACCUUUCAAAGCUGCCAGCAGCCUUGCAGUGACUUCAGCCACGUUUAAAGCUACUCAGGAAUCCAUUUUCUAACCUUUUUUUCCUUGAUAUUUCUGACAGUUAGAAUUGAGAGCGGUGGGCUACAUUAAUAUUCAUUCUGCUCUGAAUCCAUGCUAAUGAACUAUGUAGGAUUCUCUUUUUAAUUAAAGAAAAUAAACCUUGCUUUAUUCUUGUCUAAAAAAAGUUCACAAGAUAAAUUUGCAUAAUCGGCAUUUUAGUAUGCAGCUUCCCUAGUUCUGCGCUGGUACAUAAAGCUGUGGUUUUCUCUCAGUAAAAUGUGACAAUUUGCUCUUGAGUUAUUAAUAAAAUUACUUUGAUUUGGGCA